GUUAAUUAUUCUCUUUUUUUGUUAUCCUCUUAAUGAGCAACCUGUAGUAACAUUAAAAAAAACUUGAAAGGAGUCAGUCCCUCACCAGCCAUGAACCUCACGUCACUGAUAACUUGUGUUCAAAGCUGAAAGUUUUGAUGCCUGAUUGACUGUCAAAGCUGACGCUUCCGUAGCCAAACACACUUGUGCUUCACACAGCACAGAACUGGUGCAUUCAAGGUCCGCCGAAAAAAGUGCGAAAUCUGAAGGUUUGACGAAAUGACAUUAUUAAUGAAGCAUAAAGACAUAAACAUGUAAAAAUUGUGGGCUUUCUAAGAGUGGUCCAUGUAUGGUGUACAUUUUACCUGUAUGAUCACGUAUUUAUAAAUUAUUAUCGACUUAUGGUGAAUGAGAUGUGUUUUCUGCAGAACAGUCUAUUUUUUUUACAAAAAAAAAAUGUUUUUGAAGACUAUCCCUCAUUUAUUGCGGUUGACUGGUUCCAGACCCAACCGUCAUAAGUGAAUUAUCGCAAAAUAGGAUUCCUUCUUUGUAAAUGAUACAUUUUCGUAGUUAUUGCAUAGCAAACUUGUUCACGACCAUCUAAUUACGUUUUUUUAUGUUUUUAGAGCCCUCUAGACAUGAAAUAACAUGCAUAUAGUCACCUUUAUAUUUGUGUUAGCCAAUAUAGUAAAACCUGUGCUUGUGUGUGUCGCAGUAAAUGUGUUCCCUCAGGGAGCUGAGCAACGGCUGGAUAGGAAGUGACGUUGGGGGUUCAGAGUUGAGUUUCAGGUUUUCGUGGGGAAUGCAACAGCAACACUAGUCCGUGUUCUUAUUAAGAUUAUUACUAUUGUUAUUAUUAUGUUAUUAUUAUUAUUAUUGUGCUUGUUGUGAGAUAAUUUCAAGCUGCAAUAAAAGCCUGUUGCUCCGUCGAUCAAGUCUGAAGCUUUUCUCACCGAACAAUUACUGACACCUAGUGACCAAUGUAGAGUACUACAUUCACAAUGUGAAUGCAUUUUCCUAAUAGCUGUAUUUGUAUUUUAGUUCAUUUAGCCACUAUUAUGCUAGAAAAUGCUUAAUUUAGGCAAAAAAAAUGUAAACUUUGCAUAAACGCAAAUAUAAGCCUUAUUCAUCCAUGAAACAGCAUGAUUUAUUAAUUAUGAAUGUUUGAAAAACCGUGAUAGAGUGAAGCCGUGAAAUUGUAACUGCGAUGUGGGAAUGGACGACUGUAUUUAAUCAUAUAUCUCAUGAAUAGAGGAUUCAUUUUAUUUUUAGAAUACGCGAAGGGCUAAUGAAAACAAGCUGUGGGCCAAAAGUGGCCCCCGUGCCACACUUUAGACACCCCUGAAAUACGCUUACUUCUUUGCCUUCUUUGCCUCCUAACAUCUUUUGCUGAAUCUGGUCUGACGUCAUGGAAUAAGUGUUGCAAAAAAAGCGACAAAAAUCCAGAAAAAGCACAGAGAUAUAACACAUAUGAGAAGAUUUGUCAAAGUCUUGUGUUUUACGCAUAUUUUUCCCAAAAUCUGAGGUUUAAUUGGACAGGAUUUAACAUUUUUCAUAUUUGAGAAAACAUAAGACUCUAUGUUUUGGCAUCACAAACGACAGUAAAUUGCUGUCAUCAAAUUGAACGUCCCGUCAGGUGGUAGGUAUUUCUAUGUGAAUGGCACCGUUUCCUCUAUUGUUUGCUAGGUGAGGAAUAACAAAUUGUUAAGACAUGCUUUUUUGUGGCCAAUUACCAAAUAUCCAAAAGUACAUAAAAUCUCCACGUUUAGCAUCAAGUCAAUUUAAAAAUGUACUGUAAAGGUAUUCACCAUAUAUUUAUAUUUAAGAUGAUGAUGAAAUUACUUAUUGCAAUGUGGAAAUCUAGGGCCACCCGGAAUUUUCCCCAAGAAGAAACCCACCAUUUUUACCAGUCAGUGCAAUGGGAGUAGCCCGUGUGCCUUGCAUGCAAAAAAAACUUCCCAGCAUGUAAUAAGCAUGUUUAACCAUGUCUUGUCACUUCCCACCCAGUCAUAAUUCGCCUAUAUAUUAAGACAAGACAUAGGUCCAGAAAUAAGCAUUCACCAAGACUGAGAAGCCGAGAAGUCUCCAUUACUCCAUCAUUAUGCGCAGCACCAGAAGUCUCCUCCUGUUGGUUCUGCUAGUCCAGUCUCUCCUGAGCAAAGUGUGGAGCACUCCAAUGUGUAACAACCAGUGCUGUCGCUUCGUGGAGCGCUUCCCCGGCAGGCUCAGAAAGCUGCGACAAGAUUAUUUACAGAUUAGGGACUUUUACGAAGCAAACGAUGACCUGCACACCGCGCUGCUAGACCAGAGUGUCGAGGAGUCAUUUAAAACGCCGUUUGCCUGCCACGCCAUGAGCAGCAUACUGGACUUUUACCUGCGGACGGUGCUGCCCACAGCACUAUCCGGGGUGACGGAGGACACCAGGGAGCUGAAGCCUCACAUGGAGUCCAUACAGCAGAUAUUCGAUGAGCUGAAGAGAGAGGUCAAUAAAUGUAGAAAAUACUUUGCCUGCCAGAGGCAGUUUGACAUCAUAAAUCUAAAUUCGACGUACAGUCAGCUGGAGGAUAAAGGUGUGUACAAAGCCAUGGGGGAGCUGGACGUGCUCUUUAACUACAUUGAAACAUAUUUGGCUUCUAAACGCCACAGGAGCCAUCCUGUGUCCUUGUGAAGACCCUCAUCAAUGGGAACUGGAUCACUUCAGGAAGCAAAGGACUUUGUGUAGAUUCAGAUAUAUUAUUUACCACUUGUGUGAGCAACGCGGGUGGACUGUAUUGGAAUCAUAUUGAGUCUGUUGUGUCUAUUGAAAUAUUUAUUUUUUUUCAUGCUGUCUUUUUUCUAUUUAUUUGGAAUUGAUUCACAAUAAAUG
Molecule: messenger RNA, 2845 nt
Organism: Dunckerocampus dactyliophorus (ringed pipefish)
Lineage: Eukaryota; Metazoa; Chordata; Actinopteri; Syngnathiformes; Syngnathidae
Gene: il10
Product: interleukin 10
Exons: 5
Coding region: 2081-2647 (188 amino acids)
Biological process (GO): immune response
Cellular component (GO): extracellular region
Molecular function (GO): cytokine activity
Source: RefSeq, a predicted model, not a curated record